This is a messenger RNA of Micropterus salmoides (largemouth bass), 6134 nucleotides long. RefSeq names its product copine I (gene cpne1). The record is from RefSeq and is a predicted model, not a curated record. Gene Ontology annotation, biological process: regulation of RNA splicing; positive regulation of tumor necrosis factor-mediated signaling pathway; cellular response to calcium ion. Gene Ontology annotation, cellular component: plasma membrane; ribonucleoprotein complex; nucleoplasm. Gene Ontology annotation, molecular function: calcium-dependent phospholipid binding; RNA binding. The coding region runs from base 2373 to 5069 and encodes 898 amino acids. The transcript is spliced from 2 exons. Lineage: Eukaryota; Metazoa; Chordata; Actinopteri; Centrarchiformes; Centrarchidae.
CGCUAAAAGAGCGCAUCCUGCUCGUUGUUCUGCUCCGACACACACACACAAAGCAAGGUUCACAACCAGCUAAGCUAGAUGGCUAAUGGAGCGUUAGCCUGCUCAUGUAGAUAUGCUAAACUAACAACGUCCAGGGUUUCUGCUCGAAGUUAACAUAGCUAGUAAGUUACGUUAUGGUUGUUAGGACCUCGUUUUAGACGCUGCAUGUCGUUAUUUGUUAAUUACAAUGGCUGCUUGUGUUAAACAUUCAGGCAGGUUUGUUUAAAAUGGUGUCUUGUACGUAGCUGCUAGCUACCAUUAGCUAGCUAACAGACACGUUUAAAUGUUACCGUUGUAUUUUUCAUUACGGGUCUGCUCAUGUUGUAGUUUCUUCACUAUAUGAACGGAUGAGAUGAGAAGAGGAUGUGUGUGACUUAGAGCUCUGAACUGUUUUGGCCUAAUAUAGCCUAGUUUCUGCCGAUGGCACUGCGGUUGAUGCUCACUGAAGACUAAAACCACGCCGUGACGUCACACAUCCGCCGCAAAAUGUUGAUGUUGAUACGAGCAGGUAUAAAGUUGGUGACAGUCUAUGGUUUCAGAGAAUCAACAGAUUCACUGACUUGAGCCCUUUUCAGACAUGAAAAAUGCAAAAGUAAUGGCUGUUUGUCUUUCAAACAUAUGUCUCUGUUGUGAAAAUGUUUGUAAGAUUUCUGAUUCAAUGAGCCAUUACAGAUAAGAUGCUCUUGAGCGCGAUCGGUUGGAACAUAACCAAACACAGGGAUGGAUUUUAAGAGAUUUUGCAGUUGAAUGCCUGUUUAUUUGUCUUGUUUAUGACUAUUAGAGCCUGACUGAUAAAUGGCAAGGCUGAUCUAUCUGCACUAAUGAGUUCCUGAGCAUACAACCUCUGACAUGUAUAGAAAUUGUAAGUCGCUUUAGAUGACGUUAAGUGUCAGCUAAAUGAGAAAAUGUUAAUGUAUUAGCUCAUUGCAGAUAUGUCAGUAUUGGUAUUUGUCAGCCGAUAAAUUGACAUACAGUAUUUCCACCAGAGUAGUGACAGGUUUAUUCUUCAACUGUGAAAUGUCCUGCCAAGUACAUUUAUUGGUUGCAAUUGUAAAACAAUGACUAAGGCAACCAUAUCAGCACAUUUGUUUUUAAUGUAUGGGAUGUGUAAGGACUAUUAAUAUUGGGUAGAAUUUAAUUAUUAGAAUUUUCACUCUUGAAUGUCAACAACUGUAUAGCUAUCAGAAAUAAUGUUUGGUAAAUUGUAACAUGACUUUCAAAAUGUAUUAGAACGUAAAAUUCUGCAGCUUUUUUUAAUUGACAGCUAAAAAUGAUAAGACGCAAGGUUUCUCAUUUAAUGUCUAUUUGCCCACAUACUGUAUGUUAAGGGUUUUGCAGGAUAUUCACACUAUAAGCAGUCUACAUGAAUCUGAAAAUGUAUAGAGACGAUGGUUUGAUGGUUGGCCUCAGUCCUGCCGUGAUCGGAAAAUUAUUAUUUUUUUCAGAUUGAGCAGACAUGAAUCUCCUAUAAAAACUUAAAAUUGGCUCAUCUUUCUUUCGUUUUUAUCAGUUGAUUUGUUGUGAGAGAAAUUCUACAAGUCCAACCUCCCCAGAUUGCCAGUGUGACUUUAACAUAAAAAUAAAAGGUUUAUUCAAACAGGAGACUGAUCUAAUAUUGCCUCAACGUUUUUUAACAAGAUGCAUAUCUGAAAUGGGCUAUAGUAAGUCAGUAUGGCAGUUGUUUCUGUUUUUUGUCUUGUGCAGGUCAGUGGAGUUCUGUACGAUCAUUCACUCCUGAAAUAGAUGAAGGGAUAAGGUCUGGAAGACACUGCUAUAUUUAAAGGUUUAUAAGGUGCAGCUUCAGGCCUUGUCACGCCAGAUCCUGUCUGCUGAGAUUUGGCUGAUGUGUGGUAAUUCCCUCGUCCUUGUUCCAAACUAUAUUCUCUUUGUGUUUGAGUUGUUUAGUCCCUGUGGCGAGAUCCACUCCUCGCGUUCAAUUCCACCUUUUUUUUGCUGUGUUUUGAGGUUGAUGACAACAUGUGGACGGUUAUGUAUCUGAGAAAUCCUGGCAGUGUUUUGCUCUUUAUUCCAAAAUUUGCUGUAUUGAAAAUGUCUUUUUGGUUUUCUGUCUCUUAUCAGCUCCAUUUGGUUAAUGUGAGUGCAAACUGCAGCUUCAGUUGAACCUUCUCACUUCACUCUGGAUAAUCUGGUUGUCUCUGAAAUUAUUAGCUGUUGUCGUGUCCUCUCCUGCUGUGUUUUAUCCUCUUGCUGCUGUUGAUAUUUUACAGACUGUUAGCAGAUUAACACCCAGAAGUUACAAGAAGAGUGGAUGUCCAGGUUGAAAAUCCUCUUGAAGAAGCAUUAGGUGGUAGGGCUGUUGUUUAGCAGUCAGUAUGGCGGUAGUCAUCAGGCUGCAGGGCCUGCCCAUAGUGGCCGGCACCAUGGACAUCAGACACUUCUUCUCUGGCCUCACCAUCCCUGACGGGGGAGUGCACAUCGUAGGGGGUGAGCAUGGCGAGGCCUUCAUCGUCUUUGCCACUGAUGAGGACGCUCGGCUGGGGAUGAUGCGUACAGGUGGGUCCAUUAAGGGCUCCAAAGUGUCACUGUUGCUUAGCAGCAAGACAGAAAUGCAGAACAUGAUUGAACUCAGUCGUCGCAGGUUUGAGGCUGGGGCAGGUGCUGUGGAAACGGCUGCACCAACAGCAGGAAAUGCCAACCGACAAGCAGGCACUGCCACAGUGCAACCAGGGACAGGGGGAAGAAGUGGCAGCCAUGGAAACCAGGGUUUCAGUAACACGUCAGCCUCAGUGACUGCAGCAAGUUCAUCUCAGGCACCACCAAGUAACAAGGCAGUGGCCAGCGCAGUGCCCAGCUUCCCCAACAGCUACAGCUCCACCCCUACAAUCACCACAGCGCUGGCAUCGCUCAAUGCAGGCCCCCCACCCAUCCCUCCACUUCCCAGCAUGCCCUCCAUGCCCCCCAUGCCCAAUCUGCCCACCAUCCCAGUUCCUCCUCCGGUGUCCUCCCUUCCCCCUGUCCCUACUGUCUCCCCCCUGUCCCAAGGACCUCCAGUGCCUCCUAUGUCCCAUCUUCCCCACAUGUCUUCCAUGCCUCCGUUCAACCCCUCCCUACCUCCCCCAGGAGGACUAGGCUCUGGCCUCCCUCUUGGAACUCACAACCCCAUGCUGUUCAACCCUCUCUCCCCCCUGGCUUCUCUUGGCCUCCAGGCCCAUAUGAAGGCUGCUGCUGCUGCAGCUGCUGGAGCAGGAGUGGCCAGUCCUGAUGAGUUGUUUGUCGUCUUGCAGAACCUCCCAUUCUCCUGUUCAGAGAUGGAGGUCAGGGGUUUUUUCCGGGGUCUGGGGGUGGAUGGGGUUCACCUGCUGAGAGAUGGUCAGGGUCGCCCAACUGGCAGGGCUAUGGUCAAGUUUUUCUCGCCCCAGGACAGCUUUGAAGCUGUGAAGCGAGGAGGUGGCAUGAUGGGCCAAAGGUUUAUCGAGAUUACCCCGGGCUCUGAGCGGCAAUGGGCAAGCCUCAAUGACAGUGCAACAGGCCAUGCUCCUCACAAUAGCAGCAAAUUAAAUAACAGCAACGAGUCACAGGACCAACAGCACCGCCGUGGUAAUCCUGGAUCAGUGCCUGGAGGCAGGGAUCAGCGAGGAAGGUCAAGAUCUCCCCACCGGCAGGAAUUCUGUGUCUACCUGAAGGGCCUUCCCUACGAAGCUGACAAGAAACAGAUAAAGGACUUCUUUAACAAUUUGUCCAUUAUGGAGGAAAGCAUCUACAUUGCCUAUGGGCCCAAUGGACGAGCCACCGGAGAGGGCUUCCUUGAGUUCAAAACAGAACAGGAUUACAAAACUGCUCUUAGUGCUCACAUGCAGUACAUGGGCACCCGCUUCAUCCAGGUCCACCCAAUCAGCCGGAAGGGAAUGCUCGAGAAGAUUGACAGCAUCCGCAAACGUGAAGCAGCACAGGGUGAUGGCAAGAACCAGGAUGGCUUAAAAGCUCCCAGGAACUGUGCCCACAUCACCAACAUCCCAUACAAUGUCUCCAAGAAGGAUGUUCGUGCCUUCCUGGAGGGUGUGGGGCUUUACGAGGACACUCUGAAGGUUCUGACAGAUAGCCAUGGCAACGGUUUAGGGCAAGCUAUCUUCCAGCUACGGACUGAGGAAGAUGCCCGCAAAGCUGAAAGACUGCACCGCCAAAAACUCAAUGGCCGCGAUGCCUUUGUCCACCUGGUGACCUUUGACCAGAUGAAGGAAAUUGAGAGGAAUCCUCCUCCCCAGAACAAGAGGGGGCAACGGAACCAAACCCAGCUGAACCAAAAUCAGAACCAACAUCAGCAAGCCCAGCCCAGUCCACAACAACCCCAGAUCAACCCAUUUGCUGGGAUGAGUGGGGAGGAGUUUAACUUUCUCAGAAACACCAUGGGGAACCUCAACAGUGCCCCCUUUGUGACUCCAUUCUCAGCCCCAGGGAAUGGGCUGGCAGGCCCUCCUCCCCUCCCUCCUCUGGCAGCAGGGCUGGGGGACGUGAAUCUGGGCAUGGCUCCUCCACUUGUUGCCGGUCUUCCUGGUCCUCCAAUCCUGGAGCCACCAGGCUUUCGAUCUGGAGCUGCAGGAGGAGCUCCAUUCAGCCAGGAUGGGCUGAGAGGGUUGGUGCCCUUCGACAAUGGUAACAGAAAAGGCGGUGGAGGAGGACAGAACCGAGGGGGAGGGGCUAACAACAACCAAGGACGUCCAGGGGGCGGGGCUACUGGUGGACAGCAGGUGUUCACUCCAGGAGCUGAUGGUCUACGUAACCAGCCGGCCCCUGGAGGAUCUAACAAUCCCAACAAUCAACGCGGUGCUGCUGGCCCAACAAUUGUAAAGCUUCAGAACAUGCCGUUCACUGUAACCGUGGACGAGAUCAUGGACUUCUUUUACGGCUACCAGGUGCUGCAAGGCUCAGUCUGCCUGCAAUUCAGUGAGAAAGGCCUGCCAACUGGCGAGGCCAUGGUGGCCUUCCAGAACCACGAGGAGGCAACUGCCGCCGUUAUGGACCUUAAUGACCGACCUAUUGGAGCUCGCAAGGUCAAGAUAAGCCUGGGUUAGAACCCCGCAUCAAACAUACUGACUGUAGAUAAAAGAUGUUAAACCUACCUGGAUCAAACAUCUAGGUGAAACAAAGUCAACAUAAACCAUACCUAAUUCUGGACUCAAACUGUUAGCAUCUCAGUUUAGACUUUUUCUGAUCGCUGACUGUCUGUCAAUUACUGAAGCCCCUCCCCCUGUCUAUAUAUAUGGCAGGUAAACCCUGCAGUCUGUCCAGUAGGACUCAGAUCCAGACUUUGCUCUUUUCUGCAGCUCCUCCACUGACUCUGAUAGCACAGUGAUGAUGAUGACUAUAAUGAUAUUGUUGAUAUUGGCAGGAUUUUGGAUUUACUCCGUUUCCAAUGCAGCUUUUUGUCAAGUCAUGUCAAGAGUUGACACACUGACAAUACUUACCUGUUUUGUUGCGAUGGUAACAUGAUGAUUAUGAUGAGGCUGACAAACAUUGCUGCUGUAUGCGCUUACAUGUGUUGUGCUGCUGUGGUUUAAAAUGUACAUGCUCUGUUGAUACGAUGAUAUCUUAACAUGCUCUGUUUAUAUGGUAAAACCUUUUGCUAUGGUAAAACAUGCUGUAGAUGAAAAGCUUUUCUACAACAGUGAAAUUUAUGAUAAAAAGCUAUGUUGCCAUGAUCAAAUGUGUAUGCUUUGUUGCUAUGGUGAAAUGUUGAAAUGCUCUGUUGCUAUGUAGAUGAUGUGGGAUGGACAGAUUGCUGAUUCGUGUUUUAUUUUGUAAAUAAUGACUUUUGGCCGGUGAAUCCUGUUCCUCUGUCACAUUUUUCUGAUGUUGCUGUGUUUGAACAAUGCCACCCCCAACCUCUCCCUUUCUGCAGCAUAUGCUCCAUUGGUAUUUGGACUGUAGAGACUGAGAUGAAGUCUAGCGUAUUUUAGUUUGGUAGUUUUUUGUGUAUGUUUGAUAAUGUUUUGGAUGUUUUCACCGUAAAGCUAACUUUUCUUUCUAUUGUCCGUGUGGAAAAAAAACUUGCAUGAUCGUAUAACCAUACAUGAUGUGGAGUCUCCUUUGCUUUGGUUAAUAAAAGGACGUCCGUGAUGCACACCUGCUCACCUGCA